Molecule: messenger RNA, 1182 nt
Organism: Entrophospora sp. SA101
Lineage: Eukaryota; Fungi; Glomeromycota; Glomeromycetes; Entrophosporales; Entrophosporaceae
Source: the annotation of a GenBank genome assembly
AUGGUUGUACUAUUGAGGAACUGGAAGCCAGUGGUCUCAUUUUAUCUUGAGCAAUCUCCAGAGGAUGAUAAGUUUAUUCCAAGAAUUCCAUUAAUUCUCAUUGUUAUAUUAGUUGAAUAUUUUAAUUUGCAGAUUUCUUUUGAUGAAGUUCUCUUAAACCCAUUUUUCUUGAUAAAUCAAGAUAAUUUUCCAGAGUUUAUUCUUCAUACAAUCAAUACAAUUGAGUACCAUGAACAACCACCUUUGAUUCCAAAAAAUGAUUCUAAAGAAUUUAUCAGGCCUGAAUUGAACAGAAGAUGUGUUGAGGUGAUUUGUUCCAAAGAUACUGAUAUAAGGGGAUACCAAGAAAUUGAUGCCACGACAGGUAGAUAUAUUAUCAAAAUUCGCAGAAGAUGUCACUCUGCAGAUGCAAUAUUAUCACAUGCUGAUGAACAGUACAAAUAUAGUGAAGCAUUGGAGUCUGGAUAUCUGGUUCAUGAAGAUGGAUUAGGAGAAAUUGAUGCCAAUGAUGUGAAAAAAGAGGAAGUAAAGACACAUGCUACUGGAGCAGAACGACUUGUAAUAGUCACACCAAAAAGGUUCGAAGAAGGAGAUGAGCAACUUAUUCCAAGAAAUUGUGCAAUCGUAUCUGGAAAUGAUUUUGUCAAUUUAUUAUUAUUUAUGCAGAUCUUUUCUAAUAAAUAUCCCCGAAUUUCAGAACAUAUUGAUCAAGCAAAUAAUAUUUUAAAUAUUUUGAUUUUGAUAUAUUUUUUCGCUAAAGCAUCUGUCACUUUGAUUUUAGUUUUGCAAAUUGAUGAAUUUCAAACUGGAAAUUAUUGGACAAUCACAUUAUUUCGUGUCAUAAGUAAUAUAGUAGUUCUAGCAAAAUUCAAAACUUUAAUCAUUCCAAUAUGUACUGGUACUGCACCAUCUAAAAUUACAAAUCUGGAUAACAGCCAAUUUAAUAAAUCUCCAUUUAUCACCUAUGAAUUUAUGAGUCUAUUCAAUGAGUUUACCACUUAUUAUCAUGGGAACAGUGACAUUUUACCAGAGAAGAAUAACAGAAUUUAUCGUUGUGUUGUAAACUCUAUAAAAGGAAUUCCAGUUGUCAUUGAAACUGCAGUUAAAACAUUUUUAGAUAUGAUUGAAGGAAUAAGAAUAUUUCAAACCUAUGAUAUGGCAAAAAAUUUGGGGAAAAUUUAA